Messenger RNA from Pararge aegeria (speckled wood butterfly), 1980 nucleotides. RefSeq names its product venom carboxylesterase-6-like. NCBI's taxonomy places the organism in Eukaryota, Metazoa, Arthropoda, Insecta, Lepidoptera, Nymphalidae. The record is from RefSeq and is a predicted model, not a curated record. The transcript is spliced from 3 exons. Bases 22 to 1710 code for a protein of 562 amino acids.
CAAGUGUGUCUUGUUCUGUCAAUGUGUGUACACGCAAUGUGGUUGUUUUUGUGCUUGUGCGCACUUGCGCACGCGCAGGAGAUGCCCAAGGUGAAUACGAAGCAGGGUGUUGUCGUGGGACGACACGUUGAAGAUGGCGACUAUUUGACCUUCUACGGAAUUCCAUAUGCUGGUAACACCACCGGGGAAAACAGGUUCAAGGCACCUAUCCCGCCACCAGUUUUUACUGAAGAAUUCCAGGCCAUCGAUAAUUCAGUUAUAUGUGCCCAACCAAGUGAAUAUGGAUUUAUCGGCACGGAAGAUUGUCUAGUUCUUGACAUCCUUACGAAAAAUCUUACAACACCUAAACCAGUGUUUGUAUGGAUUGAAGGCGAGGAUUAUGAAAAAACAAGCACUAGACCAUAUCCUUUCGAAAACCUGGUUGAAGAUCUUGUUAUUGUUAAGAUUAAUUAUCGUCUAUCAAUCUUCGGUUUCCUUUGUCUUGGUGUCAGCGAUGCUCCUGGAAACGCUGGUUUGAAAGACAUCGUCCAGGGUCUCAAAUGGAUUAAAGAAAACAUUGCUGGUUUUGGAGGUGACCCUAACAAUGUCGUACUAGUUGGUCAUGGAUCCGGAGCUGCAUUGGUCGAUUUGAUAACGUUGUCACCAAUGUCUCAGAAUUUAGCACAUAAAGCUAUAGUAUUAAGUGGGUCAGCUUUGGCCCCGUGGGCUGUUUCGUACAAUCCUAUAAGUCAUGCUCAGAAAGUGGCAGAAAAUUUAGGAUACACAGACUUAUCAAGAACAGAUUUGGCGAGAAAGAUAGCAUCUACUGAAACCUAUUUAAUUAUCGGCGCUCUAAGCUUCAUUAAUUUUUAUGAUACCUCUCUAUUAUUUGCUCCGUGUGUUGAAAAUGUUAAUUUGAAUCCAAGUGACACAUUCCUUGCAGACGCACCUAUUAAUAUUUUAAAAUCAGGAAACUUCAGUCAAAUUCCUUACAUAGCUGGUUUCGUGAAUAGGGAAGGAACCUUACGCGUGCCACAGAUAUAUAGUCACAGUUGGAUUCAGGAAAUGCAAAUUUUCUUUGAUGAAUUUAUACAAGUUGACCUCGCCUUUGAAUCUAAAGAAAACAAAACGGCAGUAGCACGUCAGAUACGUGAGUUUUACUUUGGUCAGAACACUAUUAGCACACAAAGGAUGGAGGAAUACUUGGAUUAUCAUGGGGACAUUCUAAUAACUCUUCCUAUUAUAAGAGCAUCCAUGGAAAGGGCUUGGAAAUCUUCGGAAAAUGUUUACGUGAUGCACUUCUCAUACAAGGGAACAAAUAACUCUGACUGGGACUCUGAGUAUCCUUAUGUCCCAAUCAGUGGAGCGCGACAUGGAGCCAUUCUAAAUUAUUUGUUCAACUUUGAUUUACAAGUUUUAGACAAAAGUGCGAAUAUAGCAGUUGCUCAACGAUUCAGAGAAUUCGCAUACACUGGGAGUCCAUCUUUGCGACCUCCUCAUACUGGUGCGGUAUGGAUCCCAGUUACAAGUGGGGCCACGUCAAUUCUUAGUAUCAGCGGUGACGAAAAAAUGUUCGUAGAAAAAGUGACCACGGAUGUCAAGACGGAAACUAGAAUGUUCUGGGACCCGAUACUCGCAACCCAUUAUCACGCACCAAAGUCCUCUGCAGAAAGUUUAUUCACUUUCGGGCUAGUUGUUUGUGCCAUGCAGGCGUUACUAAGGUUUUUGUAAACUUCGUUGACGUAUCUUCGCAAUGCAGGAUAUAAACAAUUGCAUACGUAUGAGUAAGUCCCGUCAACAAACUGUUUUACAGUUUGACGGAAUGUUUGCAAUCUAUCUUACUGUAGUAAUUGUAACUGGAGUAAAAUAUGUGUGUUAAACUUAUGUUUUAUUAUGCAAUAUUAGACUUUGCCUACGGCUUCACUCACGUUGAUUUCGAAGCCCUAUUUUGUGCUCUCAGGGGAUAAAUUCCCCGCCUAAGUACGCACCCAGAAGGUAAAA